CUGCAUAUUCUACACUGACCAAUUCCAUUCCAGGUUGCAUUGUCGUAUUCGUCUUCGUCACCGUUACCUGAUGCGGUAAUGCCAGUGAAUCUCAGCUCCCUUGAGAAAUAUAUGUAAAUCAAGACCUGUCACCAUGUCCAUGCUUGGCGAAUGAUACCAAAAGCCUAGGGAAGUGUCCAAGAUUGGCUGGGGAGUGAAUUGGCCAUUUCCAGAUUUCAAUUGACCUCUCCCACCAAAAGAACAUCGUUGAACUGUUAUUGCCUACCCUCGUCCUCGCCGAGACCCCUCAAUUGCCUCUCGAACCUCUCCCACUAGUCGCCCGACGCUCGUGCCCCUCAUAAAAUUGGAAGCCGAUAUGGUUCAAACCAGGUCUUCGAGGAAACAGGCUGGGAACGGUCACGCCAGCACCCCCACGGAAAAGCUACAGAUCGCCGAUAAAACAGACCGUACGCGUUGGAGGCUCCUCGAUGAAAGUGGUAGGCUCACAUGGCACUACCUCGAGGACGACAAGGCCGUCGCAAAAUGGCCACAGUCUGUCGCCGAUAAGUGGUACCUCGGCCUAGAUACCAACCUUGCGACCCUCCCCACGCCAAAAAAGCCCCUCGAUGCUGUCAGCAACGGUCUUGCUUUCUUCGAAAAGCUCCAACUCCCUUCCGGUGAGUGGGGAUGCGAGUAUGGAGGUCCCAUGUUUCUUUUACCCGGUGUAGUCAUUACCUGGUACGCGACCAAGACGCCCAUCCCGUGGUAUGUGGCUACCGAGAUCAAGAACUACCUUUUUGCCCGCGCGCACCCCGAAGACGGAGGUUGGGGGUUACAUAUCGAGGGCGAAAGCACCGUCUUCGGGACCUCGCUGAAUUACACCGUCUUGCGCCUCGUCGGCGUCGAUCCCGAAGACCCGGUCAUGGUCAAGGCGCGCAAAACACUACACAAACUCGGAGGUGUAACGCAUGCGCCUCACUGGGCCAAGUUCUGGCUAAGUGUUAUCGGUGUCUGCAAAUGGGACAUCGUCAAUCCAGUUCCACCGGAGCUAUGGCUUCUACCCGACUGGGUCCCAUUCGCACCCUGGAGGUGGUGGAUCCAUAUGCGACAGGUUUUCCUUCCCAUGGGCUACAUAUUCGACAGGAAGUGGUCUUGCGAAGAGACAGAUAUUAUUUGUGGGUUGCGCGAGGAGUUGUUCGUCGAAAACUGGGAAAAGAUUGACUGGGCUGGUAACCGAAACACGAUCUGCCCCCUGGACAAUUACCACCCCAAGUCGUGGGUUCUCAACACAGCGAAUUGGGCUUUAGUCAAUGUCUGGCCGUGGUUUAGACCCAAUUUCGUCAAGAACAGAGCAAAUGAUUGGGUUAGCAAGCUCAUCGACAUGGAGGAUGCGAACACGGACUACGCUGACUUAGCCCCGGUGAAUGCCGCUCUCAACACAGUUGUAUGCUACAUCCGCGAUGGCUCAGAUUCCUACAGUUUUAAGAGACACAUCGAGAGACUCGAGGAUGCCAUGUGGGUGAAUGCUGAGGGCAUGUUCUGCAAUGGUACCAAUGGCGUCCAGUGCUGGGAUACCUCGUUCCUCAUACAAGCUGCAGUUGACGCUAGGCUUGAGAAAGAUGCUCGAUGGAAACCAAUGCUCAACAAAGCCCUUGAAUUCCUCGACAACCAGCAGAUUCGCGAGAACUGCAAAGACCAAGCGACAUGUUAUCGACAGCAGCGUAAAGGUGCCUGGGCAUUUAGUAACAGGGAUCAAGGCUAUGCGGUGUGUGAUUGCGUUUCCGAGGCACUGAAAUCGGUGAUUCUACUACAGAAAACCGACGGCUAUCCUCAACUUCUCGAUGAUGAACGGAUCUUUGACGCCGUUGACACAAUCUUGACGUACCAAAACGCUUCCGGCGCAUGUUCCUCAUAUGAGCCCACACGUGGUAGCAAAAUGUUGGAAAUGCUUAAUGCAGCCGAAGUAUUCGGCAACAUCAUGGUGGAAUACGACUACGUCGAAUGCACAACAGCUGUAGUAACAGCGCUCUCACUCUUCAAGAAGCACUGGCCGGACCAUCGAUCGAAAGAAAUCGACGGCUUCGUCCAGCGGUCCGUGGCAUGGAUCAAGACAGCUCAGCAGCCAGAUGGUUCGUGGUACGGAAACUGGGCUAUCUGCUACACAUAUGCUACGAUGUUCGCCCUCGAAAGUUUGAAGAGCAUUGGCGAGAAGUACAAUAACAGCUACUACUCGAAACGGGGUUGCGACUUUUUGAUAUCCCGGCAGAGAGCGGAUGGUGGAUGGUCUGAAAGCUAUCGCUCCUGCGAAAAGAUGGUGUAUACCGAGCACAACACCGGGUCUCAAGUCGUCAUGACGGCAUGGGCAUUAAUCGCCUUGAUGCACGCGGACUACCCCGACAUUGAACCGAUUAAGAAGGGAGUCAAGUUGAUCAUGCAGAGACAGCAGCCCAACGGCGAAUGGGAGCAGGAAGCUAUCGAGGGCGUCUUCAACAAGAGCUGCAUGAUUUCGUAUCCUAAUUACAAGUUCACGUUCACCAUGAAGGCUUUGGGCAUGUUCGCGACGAAGUACCCUGACGAAACGGUCAUUUGAAGCGAUGACGAAAAUGGAGCAAUUGGAAAUGAGGAAUGACGUGGCGCCGUGGCUUUUAGGUAAUAGCUAAUAUAUUUAGGCUCGACUCGGGCUUGUUAGGUUCGUGAAGGAUCAAGAUUACGUGCAGUAACUAUCGGUGUGUGAAGUGUUGAAUGAUUAUCUCGAAUUAUCUUACCCUUGUACAUAGCUCCGUACAGAGCUUAGUUUCAGCUUGGUUCAAUUCUGCUGAUUAUCGUGAGGUUCUUGUGAGGUGGUGGCGAGCGGCACACACGACGCUAGAUUCACUAGGUACCUACCUACCUAACCUCUUUAGCGUCGAAACAGGCUGCGUAAAGAUACCUAUGCUAAUGACAUCCCUUAACUGUGGAUUUCAACUCUAUCAUCGGGUAUUUACUUACCAGUAGUGUAUGCAUGUUGUUGUUGCGUGGCGCACGAUGUUUCCCGCUCCCUGAGAAGAACCUUUCAGGCAGGCAGGUAUCUCCCUAGGUAGCUUGUUGUGCUUUCCAUACAAAGUAUAGGUAGGAACUCGGUUGGAGCUGCCGGUAGGUACACAGGCAACUACCCCGCGCCCCACCAUCGCAACAAACACCUUCCUAGCCCUCAUGUGCAGCAUCUACGUACCUUUGCUUGGGAAGCUCGCCGC
This is a messenger RNA of Xylaria bambusicola, 3212 nucleotides long. Its product is annotated as terpenoid cyclases/protein prenyltransferase alpha-alpha toroid. Gene Ontology annotation, cellular component: lipid droplet. Gene Ontology annotation, biological process: triterpenoid biosynthetic process; ergosterol biosynthetic process. The coding region runs from base 356 to 2569 and encodes 737 amino acids. The record is from RefSeq and is a predicted model, not a curated record. The transcript has 3 exons. Gene Ontology annotation, molecular function: lanosterol synthase activity. NCBI's taxonomy places the organism in Eukaryota, Fungi, Ascomycota, Sordariomycetes, Xylariales, Xylariaceae.